AUGCCAUAUUUCCCCAUCUUAAAAAGCUUUGGAAAGCUGUGUGGCUCAGGUGAAGAACUGGUGCUGGAAAAAGUGAAAUUUCAAAAUUCAGUCAGAAGGAUGUCAAUAAUUGAGGAUGGGGAUAUUGCAGAGGUCUUGUAUCUCAUUCCCAAGCAGAGCUUGCUGAAGCAACUGCCCUACUUGAAUCCAGAUGACUACUACUUGUGUGAGCAGUUAUAUGACACUCCUGAGCAUCUGGUGGCCCAUCCUCAGGAGCCCCACCACCCCUCUGAGAAGCCAGUCAUCCACUGCCACAAAUGUGGGGAGCCCUGUAAAGGGGAGGUGCUCCGUGUUCAAGCCAGACACUUCCACAUCAAAUGCUUCACCUGCAAAGUGUGUGGCUGUGACCUGGCACAAGGAGGCUUUUUCAUUAAGAAUGGAGAAUAUCUCUGCACCCUGGACUACCAGCGCAUGUACGGCACCCGCUGCAAUGGCUGUGGGGACUUCGUGGAAGGCGAAGUAGUGACAGCUCUGGGGAAAACUUACCAUCCAAGCUGCUUUGCCUGUACUGUCUGCAAGCGUCCAUUCCCACCAGGAGAUCGAGUUACCUUUAAUGGAAGGGACUGUCUCUGUCAGAUGUGUGCUCAGCCGAUGUCCUCCAGCCCAAGAGAGCUGUCUGCCUCAAGCAAUUGUGCUGGCUGUGGAAGAGACAUCAAAAAUGGACAAGCAUUGCUAGCCCUGGAUAAGCAGUGGCACCUGGGGUGCUUUAAGUGCAAGGCCUGUGGGAAGGUCCUAACUGGGGAAUACAUCAGCAAAGAUGGUGCUCCUUACUGUGAAAAGGACUACCAAGUUCUUUUUGGAGUCAAGUGUGAAGCAUGUCACCAGUUCAUUACUGGGAAAGUCCUAGAGGCAGGUGACAAGCACUAUCACCCAAGCUGUGCACGAUGCAGCAGAUGCAACCAAAUGUUCACAGAAGGAGAAGAAAUGUAUCUGCAAGGUUCCACUGUCUGGCAUCCCGACUGUAAGCAAUCCACUAAGACUGAGGAGAAGCUCCGGCCUACAAGAACAUCAUCAGAAAGCAUUUAUUCCAGACCAGGUUCCAGUAUACCUGGCUCUCCAGGCCACACUAUCUAUGCAAAAGUAGACAAUGAAAUCCUUGAUUACAAGGAUUUAGCAGCCAUUCCCAAAGUCAAGGCCAUUUAUGACAUUGAACGUCCAGACCUAAUUACUUAUGAGCCAUUCUACACCUCCGCCUACGAGGACAGACAGGAGAGACAGAGUCUUGGAGAGUCUCCAAGGACAUUAUCACCUACCCCUUCUGCAGAAGGCUACCAGGACGUGCGGGACCGCAUGAUUCACAGGUCGACCAGCCAGGGCUCCAUCAACUCUCCCGUCUACAGCCGGCACAGCUACACCCCCACCAUGUCCCGUUCCCCCCAGCACUUCCACAGACCUGGCAAUGAGCCGUCCAGCGGUCGGAACUCCCCUGUCCCCUAUCGGCCUGACAGUCGCCCUCUCACUCCAACUUACGCUCAGGCCCCUAAACAUUUCCAUGUUCCAGAUCAAGGUGUCAACAUUUACAGGAAACCGCCCAUCUACAAACAACACGAUGCAGCUGCCUUGGCAGCACAGAGCAAGUCCUCCGAGGAUAUCAUCAAGUCCUCCAAGUUCCCAGCAGCUCAUGCACCAGCACCCAACGAGAUACCAAAGAUUGAGACUGACCACUGGCCAGGCCCUCCCUCCCUGGCUGCCAUAGGAGCUGACAUGAGACGCAGAUCAAGUGGAAGGGAGGAGGAUGAUGAGGAGCUGCAGAGACGCCGGCAGCUGCAGGAGGAGCAGCUCAUGAAGCUCAACUCUGGUCUGGGACAGUUAAUAUUGAAGGAAGAGAUGGAGAAGGAGAGUCGGGGUAGGUCAGCCCUUUCUGCCAGUCGUUACGAUUCUCCAGCACAUGCUUCAGCCUCCAAAACCUCUUCUCUCCCUGGGUAUGGAAAAAAUGGACUUCACAGGCCGGUCUCUACGGAUUUUGGUCAGUACAACAGUUAUGGGGAUGUGAGUGGUGCUGUUAGAGAUUUCCAGUCCCUCCCGGAUGGUCAUGUCCCUGGAAUGAGAAUGGACAGAGGAGUAUCUAUGCCUAACAUGUUGGAGCCAAAGAUUUUUCCAUAUGAAAUACUCAUGGUGACCAACAGAGGGCGAAAUAAAAUACUAAAAGAUGUAGACAGAACCAGGCUGGAGCGUCACUUAGCACCUGAAGUUUUUCAAGAAAUAUUUGGCAUGACGAUACAGGAGUUUGACAAGUUACCUCUCUGGAGACGCAACGACAUGAAGAAAAAAGCAAAACUCUUUUAAUCUCCCUUUAAACAAAUCAACCACAAAUGAUGCAUAGAAUAUUCUAUCACACAGUCCAAACUGUUUGGAAGCAACUACUUACCCACCAAAAAGGGAAAAUCAACAUAGUGGCACCUCUGCAGUUGAACAAGAUGAACAUUUGCCCUCCUGGAAUGCAGGGAGAAAAUAUCUGGGCUCAGAAACAGCAAUGAUAGUUUUCAGAGGUGUCAGCCUGUAACCUGGUAUUAUACAAGAUAGAAAACAGUUCUGUUCUUCUCCCUCAAUGAUAUUCCCUUUACUUCUCUCCACAAUAUGAUGGACUUAAUUGCUAGAGCCAGGAAGUGCCCUUAGGAUGCCUUGCAGACUAAAGUAGUUGUAACCACUCCAAGAACUGGAAGAGAAUAUAUACAUAUAUAAAUAUAUAUAUAUAUAUGUAUGCGUGUUUGCCUGUGUGAGCACAUGUAUUUAUAUCUCUCCAUCUAUCUCUGUGUGUGUGUAUGUGUGUAUAUAUGUGUGUAUAUAUGGAGAGGGACGUAGGUAGGUCUGUAGUGAAGGAGAAACCCCUUGUAACUUAUCCACGUGGCCACAUUAAGUCUUUCACCCACCUGUUUCUUACUUGGCACUCUUUUGACACGGCGUCUUCUUCGUGUAACACAACCUGUGGUGGUGGGCACUCUGUUCACCUGCAGGACACAUCACUUGGAUUUCUGGACUCCUUGUAAAUAUUUGCUAGGAUAUAAGAAGUGAAUUGCUGUGUGUGUGUUGUCAGUCUUCCCUCUUCCACACUUUCUGCUUGAAUUAAUAAGACUGGAGCUUAACCAGUCUUUUGAAUAAUUUAAGAUCACUUAAGUAAUGGGAAUGAUGGAGAAGAGUCAGUUUUCUUGUAAUUUACUCCAGGAGGUGGGUGGAUGGGGGUGGGAGUGACAGAGUGAGAAAAUGCUAUUUUAAGUGUGCCCUGGUUUGCACCCAGAGAUUUCAGGACAAACUCCCUGCUAGUAAUUACUAGUACAGCUCAUCAGGCUGCAGUGGAGUUGUAGGAUUUACAACGGCAGGGAGGAUGGUUCUCUGCAAGCUAACAUGCAAUUUCAUCCCUCUUAGGGAGGAAUGUUGAUGAAUUAAAAGGUACCUUCAAGGUGCCAAGCUCUGCCAAUAGAGGCUUUUUGAUUAAACUGCAGUAGCUGUUGUCAAUAUGGCACAGUGCAUGGGGCCAAGCACUCAUUUUAGUUAGUGUAGGUUUUCACUUGUGCUUGGAACAGAGGGCACAGACUUUUUAUUUCUUUUCUUGAAGCAUCAAAGCUCCAGCCUUGGUUAUUUUUAUUUCCCUUUGUGCCUGACUUGGUUUUUGAAGACAGAGUAAUCAUGCAAGACAGUUUCUGAGCUGCAUUGAACUCGUUAUUGCUUUCAGUCUUCUUCCAAUAUGCUGCAGCUUGAAAAACUGCCUGUAUAUACCUUAACUGCUUCUGGGCAAGUCCUGUACAGAGGAGGACAUGAGCACCAAAGUAAUUGAAUGGAUGCAUUGUGGCUGCCAGGUCAGCUUUUUCUCUUCCUUGGUGCUUAACUGCCAAUGCAUAACUGCACUAAUGAGCCUUUCUCCUGAUAGGAGAGGGUUAUUUAGGUUCUGUGUCUGUCAAAGAAUAUCAAGGUUUCCUUUUUCAUGCAGAAGUUUCAGGCACUGGAGACAUCAGAACCUUUGUAUUUUCUGUUAUAUGAGACAUUGGUGUUAAAAUCUGGAAGUCAGGAAGAGGAAACAGUCCCGUGUAGUUCUGAGAUUCAGUAUCACUGUGUUGAGUUCUCUGUAUCACCAAAUGACAUUUCACCAUCAGCUGUGCAGGACAGCCCAAACCUGCCUCUUCUUUGCUGGUUUAGGAAGUCCUGUUGUGACAGAUCACUGUGGUUCCUUUGAUGAAAUCUGAGAUGGAGAUUCAGUAGGGGAGAGACAGAGACCAGGGCUCAGCACCUGCCCCAUGUCCCAAGAGCUAUGGGAAUGUCUCCAGCUCUGUGGGACAAGCUGGAGAACGUGCCACCAAGGAUGGGGCAUCAUCCCCACUGAACAGGAGGCCCUGGGGACACUGUGACACACGCUCUUGUGAGUGAGCUCUCUGGGUGGCACCGAGGUUGCAGCAGGGGUCAGGGUAGCAUGUUUCACCUCAUUUUUCAGAACAUGCAUCUGAAAGGUUUUUAGAGGAGCUCUGAGAAGUAAAUGGGAGUAUCAGGGGCUUGGGCAGGUUGAAAUGCAUUUUUGAGUGACUGCUGAAACCAAAUCCAUACAGUGAAAGAGCAGCAGUGUUUUACACUCACAGACUUUGUGAAUGCUGGGAUCUCCGAAAUUCAGUGUUUGGUCGCCUGCAAGGUGUGGCUUAACUUUGACAUUUGAGUUUUAAUGCAUUUAAAUUAUUAAAAUUCUCCACAUUUUGUCAUCCCACAUCCUACAGACACUCAAACUAUUAGCCAUUACAGGUCUUUCAGUUCAAGCUGCCUUGACCAUACCCCUUUUAGACCUGAAGAGUUGCUCUCUCAAGGAUGUGAGCUGCCAGUCUGCAUUUUUCUGUCCCCAUCUCUGUGUUACUACUGAACUUCUCAGCACAUAUGAACACACUACCCAGUCAUUUCAGAAAUGACUAAGCCAGGCUGUUUUCUUACCU
Messenger RNA from Ficedula albicollis (Collared flycatcher), 4946 nucleotides. RefSeq names its product actin binding LIM protein 1 (gene ABLIM1). Gene Ontology annotation, biological process: lamellipodium assembly; cilium assembly; cytoskeleton organization. The record is from RefSeq and is a predicted model, not a curated record. Gene Ontology annotation, cellular component: actin cytoskeleton; stress fiber. Lineage: Eukaryota; Metazoa; Chordata; Aves; Passeriformes; Muscicapidae. The coding region runs from base 1 to 2325 and encodes 774 amino acids. The transcript has 23 exons. Gene Ontology annotation, molecular function: actin filament binding.